Messenger RNA from Saccostrea cuccullata (small rock oyster), 1335 nucleotides. Its product is annotated as slit homolog 2 protein-like. Bases 300 to 1073 code for a protein of 257 amino acids. The record is from RefSeq and is a predicted model, not a curated record. Gene Ontology annotation, cellular component: extracellular matrix. Lineage: Eukaryota; Metazoa; Mollusca; Bivalvia; Ostreida; Ostreidae. Gene Ontology annotation, molecular function: protein binding. The transcript has 8 exons.
UAUAUUUUGACGUUUAAAAAUCUUUUUUAUAGCGUUUUCCAUCAAUAAUUUUUAAGCCGCUGUCUUUGUACCACAACCUAACCUUUACAGUGGGUUUGGGCCUCUAGCAGAUAUGACUGGCUAAAAGGGAUUGCUUCCUCUUGUGGGUCACCUGAGUCUACCAUUCAUUUUGUUGCUAGGAGGCCAUGUUUUUGAACUCUUCACAUUAUGUAAUCGUUCCCGAAUUUAUGAGAUUGAUAUCUAAACGGUAUUUUUUCUUUUGAACCUUUAAAACAACCCUUCGUUAAAAGAGUGAAACCAUGGAUGUUUGGAAACAACUAUGGUUUAAUAUAUAUCUGUUCGUGAUCUUUGCUACCUUGACUGACUCUUGUCCUCUUUCGUGUAAAUGCCUGCCAUCAUGUUACUGCACUGGGACUUCUGUGGACUGCAGAGAUAAGAGAAUUUCGGUCGUUACAUCGAACUUCCCCAAGGACACAUGUACUCUUGAGCUAUCGAUUAACGCUAUAAAAGUUAUAAGCAAUACAUCAUUCAUAGGAAUUGAGAAGAUACAGUCACUAAACAUAGAUUUCAACGGAAUAAAUUUGAUUGAAAAUGGAGCAUUUGAUAGACUUACCGGCCUCAGAAAAUUAUCUCUUAAAGUAAACAUGAUUACCAUCAUAGAUGACAAAUUAUUUCGGGGACUAUAUAGCCUGGAGACAUUGAACCUAGAAUCAAACUGGAUAAGCAGUAUCAAUAGAAAUGCAUUCUCCGAUUUGAUUAGCUUGGUCGGACUCAAUCUAAGAGGUAACAAAAUUACUGUCUUCACCAGAGAAAUGUUUGUCCAUAACUGGAGUUUAUCAUACCUAUUCAUUGACAAAAAUCCUUUACAUUGCAACUGUACCCUCGAUGACUUCUUGAAUUUCACAUACGGGAGAAAAAUACUAAUAGACGAUGAAACAGUAUGUAGAACUCCAUCACAGUUAACAGGAGUACGCUUGAGAAAUUUUAACAUUCCUUCCUGCCACCCCAAAUUAAAGGGAUUUACGGAAUGUGAACAUAGCUUUAUACCAAUUCGGAUUACGAAGUUUACCUAAUCAAAACAUUGUACUCGUGGACGAUGUGGCUGGUCAAAAAGGAUUGAUCACUUUUUAGACUCACAAUUUUACCAUUGUAGUUUCCAGGGGCCUGUGUUUUGUUGUGAUUUGUUUGAAAUUUUCAUUGUAUUUCUGAGAUCCCAACCAGUUAGUUUUUAUUUAUGUUUUGCAGAAUUUUUUAGCAUUUAAUUGAUUGAUUGCAGGAAUGUUGUUUUGUGCCUCAUUCCAGAAUUUUUCAGUAAUGGAGAGAUCACUGAAAAUG